Molecule: messenger RNA, 3447 nt
Organism: Limulus polyphemus (Atlantic horseshoe crab)
Lineage: Eukaryota; Metazoa; Arthropoda; Merostomata; Xiphosura; Limulidae
Product: zinc finger CCHC domain-containing protein 2-like
Exons: 12
Coding region: 103-3216 (1037 amino acids)
Molecular function (GO): nucleic acid binding; zinc ion binding; phosphatidylinositol binding
Source: RefSeq, a predicted model, not a curated record
AUGUCAGGCUUCUAAUGGCGACUGUCUAUCUGAGUUUCGGUGGUUGCUGAAUUAUUAGAUCAGACUGUGACAUUUUCGAUAUUUUAUUGUCAGUAAUGCGCCAUGGUCUGCAAAGAAGAGGUUUGUUCUUGGUUUAUAGAACUAAAUGGAUCAAAAAGAGUAGAUUUAAUGUGUGGAUUACUUAACAUGUGUUUACCGUUGGAGUUGAGAUUUUUCGGAACGUGUCUGGAAGAGCUGGGAAGGAAGGACUUCUACCACUUUAGGGAUGUAGAGCAGAAAGCUAACAACGAGAAAGAUAUAAAAGAUCUCAGUAUUCAUAAUAUAAGAGAUAAUGUUACAAGAAGCAAAUUAAUUGUGUAUUUAGCAAUGCUUAAUUCAUCUAAUCCUGCUUGUUCUAAUACAUUCUACAAAAUACUGACUGGUUUUAAACGAGAAACACUUAUUGACUUGGUGUCAAACGAAGAGGUUGCUGGUGAGAUUCUACUGUUACUUACUAUGGCUGUACAUCACCCCGCCUUUACAUUCGAGCAAAAGUCUGUUCUUGCAGAUCAACUUGCCUGGGUAGAAAAAGUUGUUGGAAAUGAAGUAAAUGAGUUUCAGUCAACAAAGAAGUUACCUGUAAACCCUUUAUCAAGUGCAAUUUCUACAGUUUGUAAUGCAAAUACAUCAGUUCCCACUGCAGUAUCUUUAGCAUCUUCUGUAACCCAUCUAAUGCCUGCUGAAACAGUUGCCCUGGCUAAGAACAUCACCACUGUUGUUACAAGUACUUGUCCAUUAGUGUAUCCAGAAAGAUUUAAACCUGAUCACUGUCCAAGAGCUAGAAUCUCAAAUCUGGAAGUGAAAGGUGUUCAUAACAGAAAGUCCUACAGGAUACAGGUGACAUGGGCCAGAAAGACCACAGAAAUACUGAAAACUAACCAAGAAAUGUUUAAUUUUCAUCAAAAAUUGCUUCAACAUCUGUAUCAAGAUUUCACUCUUAGUGAAGGGAGAAGAAAUGCACCACAGCUACCAGGUUACUGUUCGAGUAAUCACCAUGAGAUAACUGAUGAAAUGGCUACAGAAAUGGCAGAGUACUUACGGCAAGUAGUUUUCAAAAUGCCCAUUGCACUGUUGGAGAGUGAGUUCAUGUUGAACUUCUUUCAAGUUGCUUCAAACAACCCCCAGUCCAACACUCAGAUAUCAAAUCAAGUUUCUGGCAACUUCAAAGGACAGGUUAACACCCAUGAUAAUUCACGGCUGCGAUCUUUUACAGUGUACAAUUCUCACAUGUCGGACAGCCCUUCACACAGCAGCACAGAUGGUCGACACUGUAGCCCUUCUUCAGCUAAUUCAGUGUCUCAACAACAGAAACAAUUAGGCUCUGACAUUAAUAGAACUCUCAACAGGGUACAGCCUCCAGCACAGUCCUCCCCCACUACUUCUCCUCUUUCAUCUCCAAAAUCAUCACCAUAUGUGUCCCCUCCUCAUUCUGGUACUAGCUCUAGGUCUGCAUCACCCUGGACGUCACGAAUCUCCUUGGCUGGUGAUCGGGGAUCUUCCUCCACUGGUAUGGAUUCAAAUGACAUUCAGUCUUUGGAACAACUUUUGAAGAAAGAAGGGCUGCGCAAGUAUAUCCAAAAUCUUCGUGGUUACACGAUAGAAAAGCUUCAGAAUUUGAAUGAACUUGACUUGAAAGGUAUUGGCUUGACCAUGGGUGCAGCUCGAAAACUAAAAAAAGCUCUUUAUGGAUUCAGGCCAGUUUAUCUACCAAAUGGUAUUGUUAAUCACUCCUACAGUGCUUCUGUGAGUAACAAUCAGUGCUCACAUGGUGCUCCAGCAGGACCAACAUUUCCACACCCCAAUAGUGAGAGUUCUCCCUCUUGCUCUGUAGAUUCCAGUCCAUCACCUAGUCCUCCGUCUUUGGAGGCUUGUCGGCUUCGAAGUCCCACUAGCUCAAGUUCUGAAGAAAGUCUUCCUAGUAAAGGACAUCCAGUCCAAAAAUCAGACAAUGCUAGAAAUGUAGAAGGUGUUUCUAAAACAUCUAACAGUCCAUACAACAGAGCACAGCAAGGUGGGUUUCAUUCCAAGCAUAACAAGAAGCCUGCAGAAAAGGAUGAUUGUUACUUAAAUGGACGUGAAGGGGGUGAUAGUCUCAAAAAUGUGACAAACUACGGAAUGACUGUUCCGUUUCUUUUUCCAUCUCCUGAUAUACAUCCUCCAAAGCCCAACUCUUUGCCAUUGUUUACAAGAGCUGCAGCUACUCCCACACACAUUGGAGCUGGAACAAUCAUCAUAGAGAACAGUCAGAUCAACAGAAAUCAUCUGGCAUUUCUUCCUUCAAAUCCUCCUCAUCGAUCUCAUAACAGCACUCCUGAACGAACUGUGAAUCCCCCAGUCUCAUUUUCUGGUGGCUUGACUUUUUAUCAGUUCCCUUUGAUAACUUCUGGAGGUGCAUCUGUUACUACAACAGCACGCAGUUUUGUCACCUAUCUUGGCCAUUCCAGUGUUACUGUGACAACAGUAGGAAGUGGGAAGUUUGGCUCCAAAACUGUGGACACAACUAACACCAAGCAAGUGCCUGACCCUAUGCCCAAUGUCUAUCAUUUGUCCCCGUGUGUGGUGCCACCUCCAAAUCCAGGUGCUGCCGUCCAGUCAAACGGAGCAGUAAUCUCAACAGCUAGUGUUAAUACGUCUACUGUGGCAAGUAGCACAGUUACAACUAGUCUUAAUAAUACCCCUGCAUCCAUCCAUACUCCACCCCCACCUCCUACUAGUCUCCCAUACACGUAUUUCCUUCCUCAUUUUCUUCCCCAAGCAUUUCCUUUUGUAGCAGCCCAUAAUAACUCUCCUGCCAAUGGAUUUGUCUCACCAAAUUUGCAUGUACCACCCCCUAACCCUAAUUUUCCUUUUCACCUUCCUAAUGGUAUGAAUGCUGCAGUAUCCCCUGAAAUGGUAUAUCCUCCUCAGGGUUUCCCAUUACCAUCCCCUUCAGGACCACCACCCCCAACACCUUCUGUUACUCCUUAUCUGGGAUAUCUUGGGAGUGGUUCUAGCUAUCCCCACAAUCAGUCAGUACCUCUUCCUGCCCUCAGUAAACCAGUGACUUGUUAUAACUGUGGUGCUAUUGGCCACAGAGGAAACGAAUGUAAAAGUGCCACUCUAGAUGAAAUGACCAAAUCAGGUCAUUUCAGACUUCAUUUUACACCAUCUGCCAAAACAACAGAGUCAAGUGCGUAGUGAUGGGUAAAAGUUAAAAGACCCAUAAACUUGAACUUACAGGACUCAUGCAGUGAUCAAAAACAUUAGCGUUUAAAUACAUUUGAUUGUGAAGUAGAUUAAAAAAAGAUGUUUUUGUUCACUUCUUUGACAAGGAACGUGAAGCAGCUGUGUACUUGUGAAAAUGAAACUUUUGUGAUUAUAUAUGUUUCAGCAUGAAACCAGGCACUUUUAAAAGUACUUGAACAGCAA